AUGAGGGGCGCGGGGGGGAACCGAGCCCCCGGGCCUGCCCCCGGCCCUGCGCGGCGGGAGAGCGGGGCGGCGACGCGGCGGAACCGAACGGAGUAUCCGUGCCGAGGGGACGGAGGGGUCGGCGCCAAUAGUGACGCGGGUCUCGGCGGGGUCGCCCCCCUCCCCGACCCCGACCCCCCCGCGGCGAGGAUGGUGCGUUCCCGCCCGUCAGCGGCGGGGGCUGCAGCGCCCGGCCCGGUCCGCACGGGGGCGCUACCCGCAGGCACGGAGCCCACGGGAUCCCGGGAUCGUCCCGGGAAGGUUGCGGCAGCCUCCCCUCCCUGCUGCGGCUCGGGCGAGGGGCGAAGCCGCGGCAGAAAUCCGUCAUUGAAGGAAGAAGUACUCGCACGGCUGGGGGAACCAGAGGGCACCAAUGCCCCGGGCUGCGAUUCCCAGAAACCAAAUCCCAAUUUCCAGGGCGGGGCCGUGCUCGUUCGGUCUAUUUAAUCAGAAACAUUCCCGGAGUCUCCAGGAAAACGUUCCAGGACGGCGGCGUAUCCCGGGGAUUGCGGUGCAUUCGCACAGUCCAAGCACACCCUGAAGCCUGAGGGGGGAAUUCCUUUGAGGGCGUGCAGCUCUCGGCAGCAUCCCGAGCUCUCCGGGGAUCCCAAAUGGCAUCCCCAAAAAGUGGCACCCCCUAGCCUAAACCCUGUGUUCGUGGGAGAUGGAGGUGGGCUUGGGGCCCCAGCAGGAUUUGGGGAUUUCACGGGGAUUAGGGAAGGGGAAA
Motacilla alba alba is the source of this 766-nucleotide messenger RNA. Its product is annotated as translation initiation factor IF-2-like. Bases 1 to 486 code for a protein of 161 amino acids. The record is from RefSeq and is a predicted model, not a curated record. The transcript has 2 exons. NCBI's taxonomy places the organism in Eukaryota, Metazoa, Chordata, Aves, Passeriformes, Motacillidae.